UACUUGUAAAUUAAAAAAUGAGGAAAAAAACCUCACACACCCAAAUAUCUGAUCUUUUUUAUACAUUCACCUCUUUUCAAGUACCAAAAACUUCUAAAAAAUGUCAAUUUUAGCACCAAAUUCCCAAAUUUUGUACAGAGAAAUCUACAAUAGAGAGAAUCAGCAUCUGUUUUUGAACAGUGGAGGGAAUCUAAAUAUUGUAAAAUCAUAUGGAUUUUGUUUUGUUGACAAAAGAAGAGGUGAUUGGAAGAAGAAAAUAAAAAGGGAGUUUAGAAUUCAUGCCUCUUGGGCAGAUUUGUCAAGACCAGCUGCUGUUGAGAUGCAACCCAUUGAGAGUAGUGAACAACUUGAUCAGAUUUUAGACUCUGCUAAAGAGCUUUCACAACCUAUCAUCAUUGAUUGGAUGGCAGCUUGGUGCCGGAAAUGCAUAUAUUUGAAGCCUAAAUUGGAGAAACUUGCUGCUGAGUUUGAUACCAAACUCAAAUUCUACUAUGUGGAUGUCAAUAAAGUGCCACAAACUUUAGUCAAGCGCGGAAACAUCUCGAAAAUGCCAACAAUUCAGUUGUGGAAAGAUGGGGAAAUGAAAGCUGAGGUGAUUGGAGGGCACAAGGCAUGGCUUGUAAUUGAAGAAGUGAGAGAAAUGAUCAAAAACUUUAUAUAGUUGUUACUAGUCCAAAUAAACAACAAAUUUCUUUUGCUUUGUCCAAAGUUUGACAUCAAUUUGUAUAUUCAGCAAAGGGCAUUUCAAUAUGUACAGUUGUUACAAAGGAUCCUUUUGCAUUAUCAAAUAUGGUGAA
This is a messenger RNA of Solanum verrucosum, 797 nucleotides long. RefSeq names its product thioredoxin-like 3-1, chloroplastic. Gene Ontology annotation, cellular component: chloroplast stroma. The transcript has 5 exons. Bases 101 to 661 code for a protein of 186 amino acids. Lineage: Eukaryota; Viridiplantae; Streptophyta; Magnoliopsida; Solanales; Solanaceae. The record is from RefSeq and is a predicted model, not a curated record.